AUGGCCUAUCGCAGGCCUGCCAGUGCAGGGCUGACUGUCAUUUUCCCAGGCUAUGAGAGUUUGUCUGUGGACAGGAGGCUAAGGACCUUGUUUUCCUGUGUUUUCCUGCUGAAUGUGGCGUCAGCAGCUCUGGUGGGGCGGAAAACCGCCCGAAGCCUGCGGCUGCAGAGGGACGAGAUGGGUUUGUCACCCAAACAUGUCCGCACACAGGGCAAAGCACCACCAAAGUUUCUAAGAACCCCUAACGACCAGACAGGAGUGCAGGGUGGGGUGGCCUCCUUCAUCUGCCAGGCCACAGGAGACCCUCGUCCCAAGAUCGUGUGGAACAAGAAGGGGAAGCGAGUGAGCAACCAGAGAUUUGAGGUGAUAGAGUUUGACGACGGCUCUGGUUCCGUGCUGAGAAUCCAGCCGUUGCGCACUCCUCGGGAUGAAGCCAUUUACGAGUGUGUGGCCUCUAACAGUGUAGGGGAGAUCAGCGCCACCACCAGGCUGACUGUAUUACGUGAGGACCAGCUUCCUCCUGGUUUCCCCACCAUAGAUAUGGGUCCCCAGUUAAAGGUGGUGGAGCGCACUCGCACGGCCACUAUGCUGUGUGCGGCCAGCGGAAAUCCCGACCCCGACAUCUCCUGGUUCAAAGACUUCCUACCCGUAAACACCUCUAACAACAACGGGCGUAUUAAACAGCUCCGAUCAGAAUCCUUUGGUGGUACACCGAUCAGAGGAGCCCUGCAGAUCGAACAGAGCGAGGAGUCAGACCAGGGGAAGUACGAAUGCGUCGCCACUAACAACGACGGCACGCGAUACUCCGCACCUGCUAAUCUCUAUGUCAGAGUGCGCCGUGUUCCACCCCGUUUCUCCAUACCGCCCACGGACAGUGAGAUCAUGCCUGGUGGCAGCGUCAACAUCACCUGCGUGGCAGUGGGUUCCCCGAUGCCCUACGUCAAAUGGAUGCUCGGGACAGAGGACCUGACCCCCGAAGACGACAUGCCCAUCGGGCGGAAUGUUCUAGAACUCACCGACGUUCGCCAGUCGGCCAACUAUACCUGCGUUGCCAUGUCGACGCUGGGCGUCAUCGAAGCAGUGGCACAGAUCACUGUGAAAGCCCUGCCCAAGCCCCCGGGCACCCCCGUGGUGACGGAGCGCACGGCGACAAGCAUCACUCUCACCUGGGACUCAGGUAACCCGGAGCCUGUCUCCUACUACAUCAUCCAACACAAGUCCAAGUACUCCGAGGACGCCUACAAAGAAAUCGACGGCGUGGCCACCACGCGCUACAGCGUCGGCGGACUCAGCCCCUACUCUGACUACGAGUUCCGCGUGGUCGCCGUGAACAACAUCGGGCGUGGCCCGGCCAGCGAAGCCAUCGAGGCCAAGACCGCCGAACAGGCGCCCAGCACCGCCCCUCGGCAGGUCAGGGGUCGCAUGCUCAGCGCUACCACGGCGAUCAUCCACUGGGAGGAGCCAGAGGAGGCCAACGGACAGAUCAUGGGUUACCGCGUGUACUACACCACGGAUCCCACCCAGUACGUUAACCGAUGGGAGAAGCAGAUAGUCCGCAACGCCAACUUCCUGACCAUACAGGGCCUGACUCCCAAUAAGACGUACUACAUCAAAGUGCUGGCGUACACGUCCGUGGGCGACGGGCCUCUAUCCCCAGACCUGCAGAUUAUUGCCAAGACUGGAGUUCCCUCUCAGCCGACGGACUUUAAGGGUGAAGCCAAAUCUGAGACGAGCAUCCUGCUGUCCUGGGUGGCACCGGCACAGAACGGUCAAGACAAUCAAAUCACGGGAUAUGAGCUUCUCUAUAAGAAAGGCGACGAGAAAGAGGAGAAACGAAUCAGUUUCGAACCCACCACCACCUACCUGCUGAAGGAUCUAAAACCUUUCACCACCUACACCUUCCAGCUGGCUGCACGCAGCAAACAUGGCGUCGGUGCCUACACCAACGAGAUCUCGGCCGAAACCCCUCAGACACAGCCCUCAGCCCCGCCUCAGGAUGUCAGGUGUUUGAGCCAAAGUUCCACCAACAUUCUGGUAAGUUGGAAGCCACCCCCCGUGGAAUUACAGAACGGAAUCAUUACGAAAUACACGAUCCACUAUGCGGCGACCGAAGGGGAGGACACGACACAACGCCAAAUCACAGACAUCCCUCCUGAAAACACACAAUACCUCUUGGAAAAUCUGGAGAAGUGGACAGAGUACCGCGUGACUGUGAGCGCCCACACAGAUGUCGGAGCAGGCCCCGAAAGUUUACCGCAUCUCGUCCGAACUGAGGAGGACGUGCCCAGCGGGCCGCCUCGUAAAGUCGAGGUGGAGCCUGUCAACUCCACGUCAGUUAAAGUGUUGUGGCGGUCGCCGGUGCCCAACAGGCAACACGGCCAGAUUCGCGGCUAUCAGGUUCACUAUGUCAGGAUGCUUAACGGAGAGCCUGUGGGACAGCCGGUCAUCAAAGACAUCCUCAUAGACGACGCCCAGGAAAUGAUCAUCUCUGACUUGCAAGCAGAGACCACUUACUCGGUUGCCGUGGCAGCCUACACCACUAAAGGUGAUGGGGCUCGUAGCAAGCCCAAACUGGUCUCCACCACUGGAGCAGUACCUGAUAAACCACGCCUUAUGGUCAGUCCCACAGUCAUGGGCACUGCCCUGCUUCAGUGGCACCCCCCUCCCAACACCUACGGGCCCCUGCUGGGCUACCGGCUUCGUUUCGGCCGCAAGGACGUGGACCCGCUCACGGUCAUUGAGUUCCCGGAGCGGGAAAACCACUACACCACCAAGGAAAUCCACAAGGGGGCGUCCUACACGUUCCGCCUGUCCGCUCGCAACAAGGUGGGCUUUGGCGAGGAGACGAUAAAAGAGAUAACCACGCCCGAGGACACGCCCUCCGGUUACCCACAAAACAUCGUGGCCGAGAGCGCCACGACGACCACCAUCCAAGUCAGCUGGCAGCCCCUGCUGUUGGCGGAACGCAACGGUGCCAUAAUAAAGUACGCGCUCCAGUACAAAGACAUCAACAGCCCCCGCAGCCCCUCCGAACUGUUCAUCGCCGCUCCCGAGUCCACUGUCACCCUGGACGGCCUUAAAGCCGACACUGUUUACGAUAUCAAAAUGUGUGCCUUCACCAGCAAGGGCUCUGGUCCAUAUAGUCCCAGUGUCCAGUUCAGAACACAGCCGCUGGAUCAAGUGUUUGCAAAAAAUUUUCAUGUGAAAGCUGCCAUGAAGACCUCGGUCCUGCUGACCUGGGAGAUCCCAGAAAACUACAACCCUGCGCAACCUUUCACGAUCCUCUAUGACAACGGUGAGAGUGUGGAGGUUGACGGUAAGCUGACCCAAAAGCUUAUUACCAAUCUUCAGCCGGAGACGCAGUACUCUUUCCUCCUGACAAACCGCGGCAACAGCGCUGGCGGUCUCCAGCACCGCGUCUCAGCCAUGACGGCGCCUGACAUCCUGCGCACCAAACCGUACCUCGUCGGCAAAACCAAUUCUGACGGCAUGGUCACCGUGGAACUGCCUUCUGUACAGACCACUGAGAAAGUCAGGGGAUAUUACAUUGUGGUCGUGCCUCUGAAGAAACAGCGAACGGGGAAGUUCAUCAAACCCUCAGACAACCCUGACGAGAUGGAUCUGGAGGAGCUCCUUAAAGAGAUUAACAGAACAAGUCGCGCUCUACGGUUCCGGAGGCAAGCGGAACCCAAAGCAUACAUCGCCGCCUACUUCAAAGACCUUCCUACCGAGUUCACCUUGGGAGACGCCAAGAUGUACGGAGACUUUGAAAACAAAAGACUUCUGAACGGACAGGAAUACAUCUUCUUCAUUUUGGCCGUCCUGGAAAUAUCUGACAACAUCAUGUAUGCCACCAGUCCCUACUCUGACCCUGUGGUGUCGGCCGACACCGACCCCCAGCCCAUCAUCGAUGAGGAGGAGGGACUCAUCUGGGUGGUGGGUCCUGUCCUUGCGGUGGUCUUCAUCAUCUGCAUAGUCAUCGCCAUUCUUCUGUACAAGAGUAAACCAGACAGGAAACGGGCGGAGACAGAGGCGAGGAAAGGAAGUUUGCCCAACAGUAAAGAAAUGCCGUCUCAUCACCCAAACGAUCCGGUGGAACUUCGCCGGCUCAACUUCCAAACGCCAGGUAUGGCCAGUCACCCUCCCAUCCCCAUCCUGGACCUGGCUGAUCAUCUGGAGCGGCUGAAGGCUAACGACAACCUCAAGUUUUCCCAGGAGUAUGAGUCCAUUGACCCUGGACAGCAGUUUACAUGGGAACACUCAAACCUGGAGGUAAACAAACCAAAGAACAGGUACGCCAACGUCAUCGCCUACGACCACUCCAGGGUGCUCCUGUCAGCCAUCGACGGAAUCCCUGGUAGCGAUUACAUCAACGCUAACUACAUCGAUGGCUACCGUAAGCAGAACGCAUACAUCGCCACGCAGGGGGCGCUGCCCGAGACCUUUGGGGACUUUUGGAGGAUGAUCUGGGAGCAGCGGAGCGCCAACAUUGUCAUGAUGACUAAACUAGAGGAGAGGUCCAGGAUGCCUUCCUUUUUCUUCUCCAAGGUCAAAUGUGACCAGUACUGGCCAACCAGAGGAACAGAAACAUACGGGCUGAUCCAGGUCACUCUGCUGGACACUGUAGAACUGGCCACCUACUGUGUUAGGACAUUCGCACUUUACAAAAACGGUUCGAGUGAGAAACGGGAGGUUCGACAGUUCCAGUUUACAGCCUGGCCAGAUCAUGGAGUUCCAGAACACCCCACACCAUUCCUGGCUUUCUUACGCCGGGUCAAAGCCUGCAACCCCUCUGACGCUGGACCCAUGGUGGUCCACUGCAGCGCGGGCGUGGGCAGGACCGGGUGCUUCAUCGUGAUCGACGCCAUGUUGGAGCGAAUAAAGCACGAGAAAACGGUGGACAUCUAUGGUCACGUGACCCUGAUGCGAGCUCAGAGGAACUACAUGGUCCAGACGGAAGACCAGUACGUCUUCAUCCAUGACGCGCUGCUUGAGGCCGUGACCUGCGGGAACACGGAGGUCCCCGCCCGAAACCUCUACGCCUACAUCCAGAAGCUCACCCAGAUCGAGUCCGGAGAGAAUGUGACCGGGAUGGAGCUAGAGUUCAAGCGUUUAGCCAACACGAAAGCUCACACAUCCCGGUUCAUCAGUGCCAACCUUCCCUGCAACAAGUUCAAGAACCGCCUGGUCAACAUCAUGCCCUACGAAUCCACACGAGUGUGUCUUCAGCCAAUCAGAGGCGUGGAGGGCUCGGACUACAUCAACGCCAGUUUCAUAGACGGAUAUCGGCAACAGAAAGCCUACAUCGCAACGCAGGGGCCGCUGGCUGAGACUACAGAGGACUUCUGGAGAAUGCUUUGGGAACACAACUCAACCAUCGUGGUCAUGCUCACCAAGCUCCGAGAGAUGGGAAGGGAGAAAUGUCACCAGUACUGGCCAGCGGAGCGGUCUGCCCGUUACCAGUAUUUUGUGGUGGAUCCCAUGGCAGAGUACAACAUGCCCCAGUACAUCCUGCGAGAGUUUAAAGUCACCGAUGCCAGGGACGGACAGUCGCGGACGGUGCGACAGUUCCAGUUCACUGACUGGCCCGAACAGGGAGUGCCAAAAUCGGGAGAGGGUUUUAUCGACUUCAUCGGCCAAGUGCAUAAAACGAAAGAGCAGUUUGGCCAGGAUGGGCCAAUCUCCGUCCACUGUAGCGCUGGUGUGGGAAGGACCGGCGUCUUCAUCACUCUGAGUAUCGUUCUGGAACGAAUGAGAUACGAAGGGGUGGUGGACAUAUUCCAGACGGUGAAAAUGCUACGGACUCAACGACCAGCCAUGGUUCAGACGGAGGAUCAGUACCAGUUCUGCUAUCGAGCGGGUUUGGAAUACCUGGGAAGCUUUGAUCACUAUGCAACGUAA
This is a messenger RNA of Chanos chanos (milkfish), 5901 nucleotides long. RefSeq names its product receptor-type tyrosine-protein phosphatase delta. Lineage: Eukaryota; Metazoa; Chordata; Actinopteri; Gonorynchiformes; Chanidae. Gene Ontology annotation, biological process: protein dephosphorylation. The record is from RefSeq and is a predicted model, not a curated record. Gene Ontology annotation, molecular function: protein tyrosine phosphatase activity; protein binding. The transcript is spliced from 36 exons. Bases 1 to 5901 code for a protein of 1966 amino acids.